AACAGUGUUUCAGGAAAAGGUCUUGAGAAAGAGUCACACUGGAAAAAGUAUUUUUUUUCUCACUUAAUACUCACGAGAGAGAAGAAGAAGAAGAAGAAACAUGGGAAGUUGACGACUGAAAAUAAACACUGCUUAAAAUUUGAUGAGGGUUAAGAAUAAUACAAUCAUUUCAAAAACACUCAUUCUGACCCAUUUCAAACGAAUGGCUUUCACAGCAGUUACACAGUUCCUGCUGAGUCGUGUAUCCUUAAAUUGAGAUUGUAAGGAUUAAUUCAGCUAAUAAUUGGUUUGUGUAAGUGAUGCAUGAGGCGUUAAUUAGAGGACGAACACAUGAAGACAUUGUGCUGAAUAAUUUAGGUAAGGGAAAAAGAAGGAAGCUUGAUGUGUUCAGCAAAAUAUACUCAGAAAUCCAAGUGUCAUCACUUCACAGUUCAGAGCACGUGUAAGUUGUCUGGUGAAAGAAAAAUAUAAAUCAAGAAUCUUCCAAGUCAGGAAAUAUUAGAAAGAAACAAGUAUGAGUCAAGCGCCUCAGUGGCGUGGUCAGUAUGGUGUUGGCGUGCCAUCUCGGUGGUCGCGAGUUUGAUUCUCGGGCAUUCCAUUAAGGAGUGAGAGAUGUGUAUUUCUGGUGAUAGAAGUUCACUCUCGACAUGGUUAGGAAUUCACAUAAAGCUGAAUAACCACUGGUUCCAUGCAAUGUAAAAACGCCGUACAAACAAACAAGACGGGUACGAGUCAAAGGAAAAUAUACAAAAGGUAGGUAAAGGAGUCUGGAUCAAAUAGAGAGACACGAUGGAAAUGUCUGCCAAUAUCUCCUGUCAUUUCUCGUCAAGGCGCCAGAUGAUCACAAAUCAGUCAAUCUGACGGUUGCUAACACACAUGCACUGUGGCUUUUGGAUGUUGAGCCAGACUACCCCAUCCCCAAAAGUGCCAAGGCUGGGUAUCAUACCACCUAUUUUUGUAUAUACAGUUGUUGACCACAAGCUUUCUCAGUCAUAGCAACAUAUCACAACAUCCAGUUUUUUCCCAAAUUUUACUGCCAAGUUUUCAUAAUUCAAUCAAUCAGUAACUACAAAUUCUUUAAGUCAAGAGACAAAGACUACAGUAUCUGAUUUAUGAUGACGUUUCAGUGAAAACCACCAUAGAUGAUCAAGGUAGCAGAAACUGUACAAUUUUCACAAAGUACAGUACCUAUGCCGAUUGUGAAAAACCUUCCAGCAUUGUCCCUAUGUUAUGGUGAAUGUUAAGUAUCUUUCACUAUAUUUCACAAAUGAAGCUGAAUAAAGUGACUAUAGUAGAGAAAAAUAUUUUGGGUUUUUAAUAUGUUAAGAUGAAGGACUGAGAGCGGGAUCCCAGGAUGACACGAGGCCAGCUCAACCUAACCCAACGAGGUAUGAAGAACAAUAAGGGUUGAUACUGAUAGUGGAAGAAUUGAAGUGGGUGAUUCCUCUACAUGUUUUGGAGUAGGUAAUUAUGAUGAUGCUCGGAUGAGAGAAGAGGCCAGUUACAAAACGGUUGAAGCAAAAAAGGCGCCUAGCAGUGUGGAUGCGGAAGAGUGGUAAGACACUGGAUUUUUUUUCUGAAAGCCAAAGUGGGAAGGUAUGAGGGGGAUUUUGAGUCAACCUUCUGAAGCUGUCAAGAUGAAAUGUUCGUCUCUUGUACCUUGAGCAAGAGCUGAAGGGGGAAAAAUGUGGAUAUCAGUAGAAAUAGUACUUUGGCCAAAGGUCAUUCCUGUGCCUGCAGUCCAUCUUCAAGUCCUUUGAAUAAUUAGGCAGAAUCUAGACACAGUAUUUGUAUUCUGACACCAAGUAUUUAUUUAACAAACAAUGCAGCAUUCAGGUGACACUGACCAUAUCAAGGAGAUCUUGCAUUUUUAAAAUUGAUACAACUACAGAAAAGAUAAUAAUCCAGGGUGUUUUUAUUGUUGGGAACAUUGAUCGCAUGUUGGAAGUUGUCACGUUACAUCGAGGAUCAACUUGAAGCCAUUUCUUCUUGGUAGGAGUAAUAUAGAUGUGCUGAGUGAGCAUUGGAGAGGGAAUCUGUGAGAUCUGCUGCUUACAGAUGACCUGGUUUUAACAACAGAUGCAGAAGAACUACAGGAGAGUUACAGAGCUUGUUAGAAGUGCCUGGAAAGAGGGCUCAAAGUUAGUGAUGUAGAUACUGGAGAACUACAGGAGGGUUACAGAGCUUGUUAGGAGUGCCUGGAAAGAGGGCUCAAAGUUAGUAAUGUAGCUACAGAAGAACUACAGGAGAGUUACAGAGCUUGUUAGGAGUGCCUGGAAAGAGGAAUCAAAGUUAGUGAUGCAAGGACAGAGGAGAGAGGAACUACAAAUAAGGCCAGGAGAUGGCGAGGAAUUAAAACAAACCAAUAGUUUUAAGCACGUGGAUUUUGUCAUUAGCAAAGAAAGAGGUACGACUGAGAAUGAAAGCAGCUUGGGCCAAAUGGAAGCAGGUUUUUGGGGUGUGAUCGUUAACAAGAUUCCUUUUAAACUUAGGAUUAAGGUCUAUAAAAGAGUGGUCAGACCAGUGUUGCUGAAGGGUGCAGAAACGUAUGCAAUGUGCAGGAAAGAGAGGGAGCCCUGGAUAGGACUGGUGAGAAUGUUGAGCUGGAUCCUUGAAGUGUCAUUGCUGGAAAGAAUAAAAGUGAACAAAUGAGAAGAUUUGUGGGGGAUUGUUAGUUUGGUCGGUUGUGAAAAAACAGAUAAACCAGAGAAAGUAGGAUGAGGUGGUAUAGUCAUGUGGUUUGUAGGGAUGAGAAUGCUCUUGUUAAGAAAGUGUAUGACAUGGACGUGGAGGGUAAAAAGAGACAUGAAAUUGCUGGGUGUAGAAAUACAGAUGCCGAAGGAAGACUUGAGCUGCCAACCCUAUAGAUGGGAUUAAGGUCAUAUGAAGAAGGUAUUUGAUUUCUCCUCUCAACAGCUCUAAACAAAGGUCAUUCAUCCGAUUAAAAACAUUGCCCAGAUCACUGCUCUUUGUUCUUUUGGUCUCUGCUGCAAAGUGGCCUUUCUGUCACUUGUCUGUCGAAAUUGUUUUAGAUUCCGUUCUUUCUGUUCUGAUGGGCUUGGCGACAUUUAUCACUUAUCAUUCACUAUUCAUUUUGAUAUUUUCUAUUUUCUUUGUUUUCUAUUUUUCACAAAUCUGUUUCUGCCUUGAGAUAAUUUGUUUUUUGUUAGCACUAAGGUUUUGUAAUACAUUUCGUCUUCGCCUUCACCAUUUUGAAGUCUGGUGUCGUUUGACAAAGAUCCAUUUCCAACAUGGCAGUUAAUGGGUCAGCGCGGUUGGGAGAGUCAUCACCACUGAUAAUCAGUCCGCAGCUGCUAAUUACUAGGCCUCUUUUUAGAGCACUUAGAGAAUGAAAAUGCGAUUAACACGUCUUGUUUCUCUCUGAGGACACGUCUCUACGAAAACGCCCUCCUGACCUAAGAAUAGUGUCAAUGUAGGGGAGAAUGCUUGGUUCUCAGCAUCCUUUGCCAUAGCUACCCCUUGUCCCACAUGGUAAUGGCCUGUCCACACUAGCAGGCAUGUCCAUCGGACACUUACAGCUGUUUAUAUUUGCUCUCGCUUCUGGAGCAGUGAUACCAGACAAUCGUAUUGUUCUGGCUCCAUUCUCGGUCGGGUGGUAUAGUGGAAUGGGUUAUGGGAACAGUGUCUGCCUGCCGGGCAGUGCCCGCUAGUGUGGAAGGGGCUUAAGAGGGGACAGGGUAAGUGUUUAAUGCUCUGGCCAGUGACAGGAUGAUGUAGUGGAGAAAAAAUCGACAACUUUGUACCCAUAGGGCGCAUCCUCAAACAUGUCAUAAAACACAGCGACAACUUAUUGCCUACAUAUCACAAACAUGUUGAAAACAAGGUAGCAACUGUAAGUGGAGAACGAACCUUUGGUCUGUACUGGAUGACUGUAUGAAAUAUUGGUUUGAACUAUCAAUAUGUCAGUAACUUGUAUUCAACUUGUAUUGAACAUGUUUGUGAUUCUGUGCAAUAAGUAGCGGAUGUGGUUAUGACUUAUUUGAUGUAAUUAUACUGAUAGUAGCUGUAUGUAUGUAUGUAUAUAUGUAUGUAUGUAUGUAUGUAUGUAUGUAUGUAUGUAUGUUUAUUUUCUCCUAUUGUAAAACUAUGAGAUCAUUGCAAUCAGGGAGCUUUCCUGUAAGUGAAACAGAUGAAUGAAGUGAAUUUUGUUGUAAGUAUUUAUUCAUUUAGCUUUAACGUGUAGAAAGAAAAUCUGUUUAUUGGAGUUCUAGUCAUCUAGAUACGGUGCAUUUCAGCCUGACGGUAAGGUAAGGUUAUCUACCGAGAAUAUUCCUCAAAACUACCGUAGAGGGAGUGGGAAGAGUAUAUCAAUAAUGAUACUACCACCACCACCACCACUACUACUACUACUAUAGCUGGUUCACUUAAGGUAGAUUCUUGGGUGAGCCUAUCCCUACGAGAUGUUUGUUUGGCAGCCACUGAUUGGCUGGGAGCUGCCUACCUCCCGGUACCAGCCAAUCAGCUGCCGCCAAACAAACGUUUCACAAUCAUAGGGCUCAUCCAAGAAUCUACCUUAAGUGAACCAACUAUAGUAGUAGUAGUAGUGUAGUAGUAGCAGUAGAUGCAUUUGGAAUAGCAAACAGAAGGGACAAAGUGAGGUGAAAGUAACAGCAGGGCCUCCCAUCUAAUUGACAAAAUUCGAGGACACCCAUUUCUAGCGCCUCAGUGGCAUGGUUGGUAUGGCCUUGGCCUGCCACCCCGGUGACCGCGAGUUCGAUUCUCGGGCAUUCCAUUGAGGGGUGAGAGAUGUGUAUUUCUGGUGAAAGAAGUUCUCUCUCGACGUGGUUCGGAAGUCACGUAAAGCCGUUGGUUCCUUGCAACGUAAAAACACUUGAAAAAAAAAAAAUACUCGAUUCUGCGCCUGCCCUUUAUACCUUCUUCUGCGUUCCUCCUUCAGAGUCAUGCGUGUAUUCUGCUCCUCCUUCAUUGACUAAGUGGCUUUGCCUCAUCCAACAACAAGCAGUCAUUUUUGUCUGUUUCCCAAAAUACUCUUGAUCCAGACCAGAGGCUAGUUUCAAGAACUCCGCAUACAUCACUGCUUUUCGGCGCCGAGUCUUUGUCCUGAAUUCUGUAUUCUAUUCUUUUCUAUUAUAGAUCACUGCUUCGUAUUUCCAGCUUUCGAAUUUUGCUCUCUCUCUCUCUGUCCAUUUUGGUGGCAUGACACGAUUACCAAACUGUGCGAAAUUAUAGUCCCGACACCAAUCUACGCAACUUCAGAGAGAGAGAGAGAGAGAGAGCCUGAAGACUUCUUUCACUUAUUAUUCUUAACGGACAGGUGCCCCGAAUACAUGGUAUGUUUGUGACACCUGCGAGAUGAUGAUGAUGACCCCUUCGCGUACAUAGUAUAUGGCAGGUGGUGAGGUGUAAAAUUUUCAUAAUAAUUAUUCCCCCCAGAGGGAUAAAGCUCACGCUAUCUUUUUAGCACAUUCUGUAUUCGCAUGUCCAGCCGCUCGCUCGAGCAGUCUGAUCAGUCUAUGCUGAAAGUGGGCCCCCCUUACAGCAACCCAUUAUUGCCCUGUAGGAGGCAAGAGCCCUUCUUCUUCUGCCCCUAUUUCGUAGCUACGCCAAGCCUUCUUCGUCGUCAGCAGCAGCAGCAGCCCCUGUGGUGGUGGUGGUGGUGUCAGCCAGCAUCGUUCGUCGGCGCCCUGUUUGGAGAUUGUCAGAAAAUGUUCCGUCCGGUGGUCCUAAAGUCUGCCCUGUGUCUUUUGGUGGUUGUGGUCGUCACGAGCCGUUUGCGACAUCUUCAGGCAUUGUUGGUCACCGGUACGGCGGAGGAACAAGUGGAAGAAGAGAUCAAAUUGGUACCAGAUCCCACAACUUGUGUAACACCUCCUUACGUGAGCUUCGAAAAAUUUCUGCAGUAUGAGACUCAAAAGCAAUACGAAUGUCAGAAACUGGUCUAUUUUGGAGUAGGUGAUGGCAGCAAAGGCGUCUGUAUGGACCCAGACUUCCUUCUCGACAAAAACAACUGCACCGUUCUCUCCUUCGGCAUCAAGGAUGACUGGACGUUCGACGAUUCUUUUGGAGCCUAUGGUUGCAAGGUGUACAGUUUUGACCCGAGUAUUGGGAAGAGCGAUCACCAACACGCGCCAAAUGUCAAGUUCUUCAACCUGGGCAUCAGCAACCAGACGGAAACAGCUCCCAUAAGGAGGAGGUCUUGCAGGCUGGAAACAUACGAAAAAAUCUUGAAGAGAAUCGGCCUGUUGGACUCUGUCAUCGAUUACCUCAAAAUGGAUGUUGAGCGCUCGGAGCUGAAGUUCUUCUACGAUAUUUUCACCAACACUCCACAUCUGUUGGCCAACAUCAAGCAGAUUGGCAUGGAGACGCAUUAUGAUGUCAAAGGCUACAAAGAACUGUUCUGGGACUAUUACCAUCGGCUAGCUUGCCACGGCUUCAAGCUCAUGGAUGCUCGCCAGUUCAAAGACGAACGCACCGAGAUAGUCUGGGGGCGCCCUUAGUCUGGACGCAUCUGGGUCCCAGAAGGAGGAGGAGGAGGAGAAGGAACAUAAAAAUGUGCUGCUGUACAAGAAGGAAGACAAACACUGUGAUGACACUUACAAUGCAGGGAGGGAGGAGACCCCCCUGCGUUGAGAGAUGAGGACUGUAACAUAUCACCGGUUGUAACUCAGAGUGUUAUUUAUGUUGUCAGUGACUACAAAUGGUCUAAGUUCUGUGUUCAUUUGUUAAAGUUUCAUAUUAUAUGUAUAAUUGUUA
Messenger RNA from Macrobrachium nipponense, 6735 nucleotides. RefSeq lists its product as uncharacterized. Bases 5460 to 6479 code for a protein of 339 amino acids. Lineage: Eukaryota; Metazoa; Arthropoda; Malacostraca; Decapoda; Palaemonidae. The record is from RefSeq and is a predicted model, not a curated record. The transcript is spliced from 7 exons.